Cryptotermes secundus is the source of this 471-nucleotide messenger RNA. RefSeq lists its product as uncharacterized. Bases 1 to 471 code for a protein of 156 amino acids. The record is from RefSeq and is a predicted model, not a curated record. The transcript has a single exon. NCBI's taxonomy places the organism in Eukaryota, Metazoa, Arthropoda, Insecta, Blattodea, Kalotermitidae.
AUGGCUAUGGGAAGCUCCUUAUCACGUAUUGUGAGCAACAUCUUCAUUGAGAAUUUUGAGAAAUCGUCUCUUCAGUCGGCACAACAUAAACCAUCGCUGUGGCUCCGUUACAUUGAUGACACUUUUGUUGUCUGGCCUCAUGGUCCGGAGUGGUUACAGGAUUUCCUCAGCCACCUCAAUAGUUUAAGGCCGUCCAUUCAGUUCACUAUGGAAAUAGAGUCAGAGAGUGCGAUUGCCUUCCUUGAUGUUGUGGCCCUCAGGAGAGAGGCGACAGUUGCCACCAAAGUCUACAGGAAACCCACCCACACUUACCGAUACCUCAACUUCAACUCUAACCAUCCGCCGCUUGCGAAAAUGGGUUUAAUUCAGAGUCUGCACAACAGAGCUUCCACCGCAUGCCAAGAACUACAAGACCUGGUUAAAGAAAUCGGCAGCCCGAGAAGUGAUCUCCAGCUCAAUGGUUAUCCGUAA